This is a messenger RNA of Cottoperca gobio, 1743 nucleotides long. It is a transcript of the gene nansa, whose product is annotated as N-acetylneuraminic acid synthase a. The transcript is spliced from 6 exons. Gene Ontology annotation, molecular function: N-acylneuraminate-9-phosphate synthase activity. NCBI's taxonomy places the organism in Eukaryota, Metazoa, Chordata, Actinopteri, Perciformes, Bovichtidae. Gene Ontology annotation, biological process: carbohydrate biosynthetic process. The record is from RefSeq and is a predicted model, not a curated record. Bases 1 to 1080 code for a protein of 359 amino acids.
AUGCCUUUAGAGUUUGAGCUGUGUCCCGGUACAAUGAUCGGAGGAAAUCACCCGUGCUUCAUUAUUGCAGAAAUUGGACAAAACCACCAGGGAGACAUUGCGAUUGCUAAGCAAAUGAUCAAAAUGGCAAAGGACUGCGGUGCUGAUUGUGCCAAAUUCCAGAAGAGUGAAUUAGAGCACAAAUUCAACAAGAAAGCCUUGUCACGUCCCUACACUUCAAAGCACUCCUGGGGGAAAACUUACGGUGAACACAAGCGCCACCUGGAGUUCAGCCAUGAGCAGUACAGGGAACUGCAGAAAUAUGCUAAGGAAGUGGGGAUCUGCUUCACUGCCUCUGGGAUGGACGAGAUGGCAGUGGAGUUCCUCCAUGAGCUCAAUGUGCCUUUCUUUAAAGUGGGCUCUGGAGACACCAACAACUUCCCCUAUCUGGAGAAGACUGCCAAAAAAGGACAGCCCAUGGUGGUGUCCAGUGGGAUGCAGAGCAUGGAGACGAUGCGUCAGGUCUACAAAAUAGUGAAGGAGCACAACCAAAACUUUGUCUUCCUGCAGUGCACCAGCGCCUACCCUCUAAACGCUGAAGAUGUCAACCUCAAAGUGCUAACGGAAUACCAGAAGGAAUUUCCGGAUAUUCCCAUUGGGUAUUCUGGCCACGAAUCUGGGAUCAAUAUUUCACUUGCGGCAGUAGCUCUGGGGGCAAAGGUCAUCGAGCGCCAUGUAACCUUGGACAAGACUUGGAAAGGAAGUGACCACGAAGCCUCGCUGGUGCCCAGUGAGCUAACCGAGCUGGUUAACUCCAUCCGACUGGUGGAGAAGGCGAUGGGGACCAAUGUCAAAAAGAUGUUGCCUUGUGAGAAGAUGUGCCAUGAUAAGCUGGGUAAGUCCGUGGUGGCCAAAGUCAAGAUCCCCAAAGGAACUGUCCUGACUCUGGACAUGUUGGUGGUGAAGGUGGCCGAGCCCAUGGGCGUCGCGGCCGAGGACAUCUUCCAGCUGGUCGGUAAGACCGUGAUAGAGGACAUGGAGGAGGAUGAGAGCAUCUUGCCAGAGGUGGUGGAGGGUUACUGCAAGAAGAGGAGAUGCUGAGGAUGGCAGGGAGUUUUGAAGUGGGUAGAAAAGUCACUUACUUUUAAGAGGAAAUGUAAUCCAUUCCUCUGGGGAUAGUUCAAAAGGAGUUGGUGUGAUGGUCAUUUAGUUUUCUGACAUUGAAGUCAUGGAUGAUCAGUAAGUAGGUGUAUAAUUGGUCAGUGAAUUAAUUGAAGCAAUUAGUUGAACCAAAGCAUUUUUUUUUCUUCUAAAAGCCGCCUAACAUUUUGGCUCAACACUCUUUGAUAAACCCACCAUUAUCUUCGAAGAGGCUCAGUAGUAGUUUCAGCUCUGUGGUCAGUACAAGUGCAAUGCUUUCUGAGAUGGCACAAAAGCCGGAUGUUAAUGAACAUACUUUGCAGUCUAAGCCCGCAGUGUAGCGUUCACAACAGUAAGAUCAAGAGCUCAUUUGCCAAACAGUUAUUGCUCAUUCAUUUACGUUUGUUAUAUCAGGCAGGGUUUGUAUUUGUACUGCUUCUUUGAGAGAAGCAAAAUAAGACUACAGGAGCCAGACGCUAACCAAAACCAAAUAAAGAAAUGUGCUUACAUUAGGGACGCAGCCUAAUGCCAACUCUCAAAAUCAGUUUGAACUCUGUUGAGAUCUAUGAUGUUCUGAAAUAUAUGAAAUUAUGAUGUCUCCAAAUAAAACUUUACCCAAAUUCC